GCCAGAAAGGGAUGGGUCUACUGGGGCUCACACCAAACUGAUCCAAGCCCAAGAGAUGUCCCAGCUCUUCCCAUAUCCCAUCCACCAACACAUCCAAAAUGAUACCUUCCUCAGCAAGCCUUUCCCUAUAAGAUUAGUCCCGUCAUUGAAACCUCACGUUACAGGGUUUGAGUCCUCAACACUUGAGUCCGAAAUCAUCCCAUCCCCGAGUACGACUCACUUUUAGCCCACCAUGUCCACAUGUAUGCCCUCAUUCUCAUCCUUGUAAAUUUGAAUCUCAGCUCCUAAGACUCAUCCAUAGAUCCCACCCUAAGUGAGCCUCCAAACCCACACAUCCUCUCCUUUUGUGACCCAGCCCCAAACUGUCACCACGACUCUGGCUAUAUCCCGUCCUCUGCUCAGUGUGGGUCCAGGCCCGGUGCAUCUGAAAACAUGGAGUUUGUAUCUGGAUACCGUGAUGAGUUCCUUGAUUUCGCUGCUCUCCUUUUUGGCUGGUUCCGCAAGUUUGUGGCAGAGAGGGGGACCGUGGGGAAUAGCCACGAGGGCCGAUGGCGACAGCUGGAAGCUCAGAUAAGGAGGUUGCCCCAGGACCCUGCCCUUUGGGUGCUCCAUGUCUUGCCCAACCGUAGUGUGGGCAUCAGCUUGGGACAAGGUGCAGAGCCAGGCCCUGGAGCAGGUCUGGGGGCUGCCCGGCUCCUGGGAGAUGAGCCCCCUCUCCAUCUGCGAGACCUGAGCCCCUAUGUCAGCUUUGUCAGCCUAGAGGAUGGGGAAGAAGGGGAGGAGGAUGAAGAAGAUGAAGAAGAGACUGGAGAGGAGAAUGCUGGCACAAAAAAGGUGAAACCACAAGAGGGAGGGGAACCAGCAGCCCCCAGCAAGGAAUCUCCCCAGAAAGCAAAGCUCCGGACGAAGGAGCCAGAGGCAAGCAAGAAGAAGGCAGGUGGUGAAGAUGGCUGCGGAGAGGACAGAGGGGAGGCUGAGAGAGGAGCUGAGAAGAGGAAGGAACGGAGGACCGAGGCUGCCCCCCUGCAUCUUUCCUGCCUCUUACUGGUGACAGAUGAGCAUGGCACCAUCUUGGGCAUCGAUCUGCUAAUGAAUGGAGUCCAGGGGAGUGUGGGUCAGGGCUCAGGGACUGAGACUCUGGCUCCUCGAGCCUAUGCUCUUCUCUGCCACAGCAUGAUCUGCCCCAUGGGCUCUGGGGACCCCCGAAAGCCCCGGCAGCUUACUGUGGGAGACGCCCAGCUGCAUGGAGAGCUGGAGAACCUAGUCCGAAGGUUGGGCGUGAAGUUAGCAAAGAGCCCCAUGCGGGCAUGGGGUCCUCGGCCAGGCUUCACUUUUGCCUCCCUUCGAGCUCGAACCUGCCAUGUUUGUCACAAGCACAGCUUUGAAGUGAAGUUGACACCCUGCCCCCAGUGCAGUGCUGUCUUGUACUGUGGAGAGGCCUGUCUCCAGACUGAUUUGCAUCGAUGCCCAGAUGAUGUGAGCCACCGGUUUUGGUGCCCAAGGCUUGCAGCUUUCAUGGAGCGGUCAGGGGAACUGGCAACUCUCCCUUUCACCUAUACCAAAGAGGUGACCAGUGAAACCUUUAACAAGGAAGCAUUCUUGGCCUCUCGGGGCCUUACUCGUGGCUACUGGACCCAACUCAGCAUGCUGAUUCCAGGGCCUGGCACUGGCACCCCCAGGCAUCCCUGGGACAACCUUCUUCUCAGUGGGGAUCCCUACCAGUUUCUUCAGGGGGAUGGAUCUGCUCUGAUGCCUCCAGUGCCCCUAGAUCCACCAAGGAGCCUCUUUGGUUCGUGGCAGGAUUACUACCUGUGGCGGGGCCUCAGCCUGGACUCCCCCAUGGCUGUGCUUCUCACCUACCCGUUGACUGUAUACUAUGUCAUCACCCACCUGGUGCCUCAGUCCUUCCCUGAGCUCAACAUUCAAAACAAGCAGUCACUGAAGAUCCACGUGGUGGAGGCCGGGAAGGAGUUUGACCUUGUCAUGGUGUUUUGGGAACUUUUGGUCCUGCUUCCCCAUGUGGCCCUGGAACUGCAGUUUGUGGGUGACAACCUACCUCCUGAGAGUGACCAGCAACACUUUACCAUGCAGAGGGAUGGUCCUGAGUUGUCUGUGCGUCCUGGUUCUGGGGUAUCAGCCCGGCUCAGCUCUGGGACUAAGGAAAAGGGGGGCCGCAGGGAUCUGCAGAUCAGGGUGUCCGCCAGGCCCUACCACCUGCUCCAGGGACCCAAGCCUGACCUGGUUAUUGGUAAGACCCUGCGUCUCAUAGGCAAGAGUUUGGGGAAAAUAAGAGAAGGAGACUAUGGACACCAACAUCUCUGUUCUCUCUGGGCAGGCUUUAACUCUGGUUUUGGUCUUAAGGACACAUGGCUGAGCUCCCUGCCCCGAUUACAGUCUCUCCGAGUGCCAGCUUUCUUCACCGAGAGCAGCGAGUAUGGUUGUGUGAUGGACGAUCAGACUAUGGCGGUGGCCACGGGAGGAGGCACCAGCUCUCCACAGCCCAAUCCUUUCCGCUCCCCGUUUCGCCUCAGAGCGGCUGACAACUGCAUGCCCUGGUACUGCAAUGCCUUCAUCUUCCAUCUCAUCUACAAGCCCGUGCAAGGCAACAACGGGGGUCGCCCGGCGCCCGGGCCCGCGCCCCCACCCCCCACGCCCCCCGACCCUACUCCCACCCCGGCCCGCAGGCGCCGAGCAGAGAAGAAAGCGGCGCGCGGGGCUCGCCGGCGCCGAUGA
This is a messenger RNA of Jaculus jaculus (lesser Egyptian jerboa), 2733 nucleotides long. RefSeq names its product zinc finger MYND-type containing 15 (gene Zmynd15). The transcript is spliced from 12 exons. Lineage: Eukaryota; Metazoa; Chordata; Mammalia; Rodentia; Dipodidae. Gene Ontology annotation, molecular function: histone deacetylase binding. The record is from RefSeq and is a predicted model, not a curated record. Gene Ontology annotation, biological process: negative regulation of DNA-templated transcription; spermatid development. Bases 433 to 2733 code for a protein of 766 amino acids.